AUGGAUUCAUUCAUCAACCAAUUUCCUAAAGUUGAGCUCCACACACAUUUGAAUGGUUGUAUCAGAGAGGAAACUUUGAAAAAAUGGCACAAAAAUCCAAAUAUUACAACAACAAUUGACAAAAUUUUGUCACCAACGUCAACAAGCGAGGAGUCACUUUCGAAUUGUUUUGUUGUAUUUGAUUUGAUUUACGAAGCUACAACAACACUUGAUCGUAUUAAACAGCUGACCACGGAAGUUUUAGAGGACUACGAUAACGAUAAUGCGAUUAUUGUCGAAAUACGCACAACACCACGUGCGCUUGAAAAUUUGUCGCAAAGAGAUUACGUGAAUUCGGUUGUCUUUGCGAUAAAAAAAUAUCUAAACAACAGAACUAAACAAACGCCAUUUUACCCAUACCUUCUUCUUUCAAUCAAUCGUUCGCGUCUUUCAUCGGCACACGAAACAAUUUUAUUAGCUGAAGAGUUUAAAAAGACCACACCGUUUGUAAAAGGCAUCGAACUCAGUGGAAACCCUUUCAAAGGUAAUUGGCAAGAAAUUUGCGAAUUAAUGAAUGAUGCUAAAAAACGCGGUUUAGGUGUCACAAUGCACAUUGGUGAAAAAGUUGACGACGAUGAAGCAAAACAUCUCUUGUCGUGUGGGCCAAGUCGUGUUGGGCAUGGUGUGUUUCUUUCCAAAGAGAACGUUGAUCUGAUGAAUCAAUUUGGGAUGGCUUGUGAAGUGUGUUUAACUUCUAACAUUGUCUCAAAAAGUAUAACUGAAUAUAGCAAACACCCAAGAAUGUCUGGAGAAUUUACUGGGACUAAACUGAUCUGUUGUGAUGAUAGAGGAAUAUUUAGAACGUCUCUUGAUAAAGAAGUCACACAUGCAGUAAAAGCGUAUUGUAAAAACGAUGUUGACAGUAAAAAGUUUGUGAGAGGGUUGUGUCUUAAUGGGAUUAAGGAGUCAUAUUUGGACGACGAUGUCAAACUCUCGUUGACAAGGUAUGUCGAGAGUCUGCCUGACUUUGGUUAA
This is a messenger RNA of Entamoeba invadens IP1, 1014 nucleotides long. RefSeq names its product adenosine deaminase, putative. The coding region runs from base 1 to 1014 and encodes 337 amino acids. The transcript has a single exon. Gene Ontology annotation, biological process: adenosine catabolic process; inosine biosynthetic process. Gene Ontology annotation, molecular function: adenosine deaminase activity. Lineage: Eukaryota; Evosea; Mastigamoebida; Endamoebidae. The record is from RefSeq and is a predicted model, not a curated record.